AUGAUUCCGGACGAUGAAUACGAGGACUCUUCGCAUUUUCACCACGACAGCGACCAUGACCACGAAGACGGCGAAUUCGCCCUUAGUCAUCACGGAGCGUCAAAAUCUGGACAUGUCUCAGUUUUGCGGAGGUCCCUAGUCUACUCCGAACUGGAGGAAGACAUUCAGCGAGUGCGUCUCGAAGACCGGAAACGUGAGGAGGAAAUGCAGAAAGCGCGUCGCCUUCAAGAACAGAAACGUCUCCUGGCUCAAAAUUCCUUUUACUACGCGACCAAAAAGAAGCUGGAAAAGAGACGGGCCACCGCGACCAAUCUUGAUUUGUUGAGUUUCAUCUCCAUCCCACGCGCAUCAUACGCCGCCAUCGAGCCCUUGGAGGAAGGCGAAGUUCCUUCCGUGCAAAGCAUCGCGACGACGACGCGAGGUAGCAAAGCCAAGUCGACCACGUGGUUCCAGACGCCAGAGAAGAGAGUUUCGUUGGGAGAAGAAAGAAAAAGGUUUUCUGCCCCCCAAACCCCCACCGACUACGAGAGCAUGUCCCACGUUAAUUUUCCCCUCCGAAGAAAAUCCGAUGAUCAGCAACCCCCUCGAAGCUCCACGAAUUCCUCCGCACUUCCCGUCCUGACGAAAAAGAAAAGGAAAUCUCCCCACAAAAAGAGGCGAGGAACAAGCGUUGGAUUGAAAUUGUUUUCCAAUCCGGAAGUCGAAAACCAACAUCGCCGGGAUGAAACAACCCUUGGAGGCGGAGGACACGGUCAUCAUCACCGAAGACCCAGCAUAAAUCCGUCCCAUAGACGACGCCGGCGUUCCACUGGUCACCACCACCACCGGAAAGACUCCAAAGAUAAGAGCGGCGCCAUACUGCAUGAUAAGCCCUGGAACGAGUAUUAAUUCAAAUACUCCCUCCACUUUUUUUGUUAACUUGCGCCAUAGUUAAA
Messenger RNA from Folsomia candida, 935 nucleotides. RefSeq lists its product as uncharacterized. Lineage: Eukaryota; Metazoa; Arthropoda; Collembola; Entomobryomorpha; Isotomidae. The record is from RefSeq and is a predicted model, not a curated record. The coding region runs from base 1 to 888 and encodes 295 amino acids. The transcript is spliced from 5 exons.